UCAGUCCUGAGGUAUUAUAUUUUCUUAUAAAACAGUUGCCUUGUGUUGUGGGAGUUUGGUAUAGCUGGGUGUUGACUGGAGUGGUUGUUCAGAGUUGAGCUUGUGUAAAUCUACCCUGACUUUGUGGGGUAAACACAGGGGUUGACAGCCCCUAUUGACAGCCAGCUCCCUUUCCCCAGGCAUAGUCACAGAGGCUGACUCUCACCCAUUCAGGAACAAGAGACAGGACAGAGUGGCUGGAAGCUAUAGCCCUAGGCUUUCUGUGAAUAACAGGCAUCCAACUGAAGCCUUAUCCGCACUGAUAGACUGGACUGUGGCCAGUUUUCCCGGUUAUUUUCUCCUGGAGUUUAGUGCGUUCAUCUGCAGGAAACCUUCACACAUUGUGCAGCUGGGAAAUUGGACACAACACAGCCAGCCUCAAUUUGACUUCAGUGAACACUGGGUGGGGAAAGCGCUAGAGCAUUGGGAGUAGCAGAAAACCUUAGAAAUCAGAGCUCCAGUCACCCAGUGUUACUUGGAGACACCAGGGGACCCAGGCACUACAACUGUAGUGAGAGCUGGCUGGUUGGCUGCUGAAGCUUCUGUGGGCAGACUCCCUUUACAUCCACCCAGCCUCAUCUGCAACAAGGACCAUUCUCUUUGCGUGCUCAGAAAGGUUGUAUAGAGCAGGUGUCCCUUAAUUGAACAGUAGGUUGGACAGAGCAGGUGCCCCUAAAUGAGCGGGAUGGCUGCUAAUGAUGAGGAAAAGGCUACUGUAGAGCCUAUGAUGGUAGACGAUACUCAACCCAAGUUUUCCCAGCCCACCAGGUUUCAGAGAUUUCGCUCUUCACUGCGAAAUGGUCUCUCCAAGGUUGGAGCAUGGGCAAGGAACCCCCACAACCUGUUACUGCUGAUGACCAUAGCUGGAGUAAUCCUGGGUGUCAUCCUGGGGUUCCUGCUCAGACUGACCAAGCCCAGCCCAGAGGCCAUCAUGCUUGUCUCCUUCCCUGGGGAUGUCCUGAUGAGGAUGUUAAAGAUGCUUAUCCUCCCCCUCAUCAUAUCCAGUUUGAUUACAGGUUUGGCUCACCUGGAUGCCAGGUCUAGUGGUCGUAUGGGACUGAGGGCAUUGAUCUAUUACUUCUCCACCACCUUCAUCGCCAUUAUUACUGGUAUCGUCCUCGUCACCAUUAUUCAUCCGGGAGACAAGAGCAUCAAAGAGAAUGUACAAUCCACAGGAACCCAGAAAGCUCAGGUGUCAUCGCUUGAUGCUUUCCUGGAUCUCAUCAGGAACAUUUUUGCUGAAAACCUGGUCCAAGCUACUUUUCAACACACGCAGACUGAGUAUCAAACAGAAAAACAGGCAGUGGUGGAACGCUCCCAGAAGAACAUGUCAGAGAUGUUUAACAUCACCAGUAUGCUGGGCAACGACACAAAUGUUACUGAUGCUGAUGUCCCUACCUUCCAAAAACGAAACUAUGUUUACAUGAACGGAAUGAAUGUCUUAGGGAUCAUCACAUUCUGUAUUGCCUUUGGUAUUCUGAUCAGCCGUAUGGGAGAGAAGGCCCGCAUCAUGGUGGAAUUCUUCACUGUCCUCAAUGACAUUGUCAUGCAGCUUGUGGUCAUCAUCAUGUGGUACUCCCCAUUCGGUAUCAUGUUCCUCAUCAUUGGAAAGAUCAUGGCAUUGCCAGACCUGGGUGCUGUGGCUUCUCAGCUGGGUAUGUACAUGGUAACGGUGCUGGCAGGUUUGGUCAUCCAUGCUGUCAUCACUCUGCCGUUGAUUUACUUCAUCGUCACCCGUAAAAAUCCCCUGCGCUUUGUGCAUGGUGUCUUACAAGCCUGGGUGACAGCCCUUGGAACAGCUUCGAGUUCUGCCACAUUGCCUGUGACCUUUCGUUGCCUGGAAGAAAACCUUAGCAUUGACAAGCGUGUCACUCGCUUUGUGCUGCCUGUAGGUGCCACACUGAACAUGGAUGGCACAGCACUGUAUGAAGCUGUGGCACCCAUAUUUAUUGCACAGAUGAAUGGCAUAGAUCUGGGCAUUGGACAGAUCAUUACUGUCAGUCUGACGGCCACCUGUGCCAGUAUUGGAGCUGCCAGUAUCCCCAGUGCUGGCCUGGUCACUAUGUUAAUGGUGCUUACCUCUGUUGGCCUGCCAGUUGAAGACAUCAGCCUUAUCCUGGCUGUUGACUGGUUUUUGGACAGGAUCCGAACCUCGAUCAACGUUCUGGGCGACUCAUUUGGGGCAGGUGUUGUGGAACACUUGUCUCGUCACGAACUGGAAGCCAGAAGGCAGCAGGAGGAGGAGGUGUUAGCAGAGGAGGGGCAGGGGGAAAAAGGCGAGUGUGAAAACAAGGAGCAGCCUGAGAAGGAGGAGGAGAUGGGGGACAGCAAGGUGUCACUGGAGAAGAAAGAGGCCCCUGAGACACUCUACCCUAACAACUCACUGGAUGAGGUCAAGUCAGAGUAAACCUAUCAAUACAAUUUCACAUGCACAUGCACCUAUCUAAUGUUGUUGUAGGCCAGUGUGACCUGUGUUCAAACCUUCACAAGAUUUGAGAAUUCAUUCUUUUCAAAAAAAAUGGAGAAAAUGGAGUUUUUUGAAAGUGGGCCCUGGAAGUAUCACAAAUGUUAAACCUCUGGUUUAAAUUUACAUUUCUUGAUGGGCAUAUACAUGCUGUGACGGUCUACACAUGUGCAUUAGUAUAUGGGUUGUGCGUAUAACAUCACAUUAACAGAUGUAUGCACCAUCCUGAAUACCCUCCCAUAACCCCACCCACCUCCCUCCCUCCCUCAUCCCACACAGUUCAAAUUAUGCUAUUUUGAGACACUGUUUCUUUUUUUCAUAAAACUAAAGACUAAAGACAAAUCACUGUGUGGCACACACACUCUGAUUAAUAUAGAAUGCCGAUUGUACAUUUUUUGUUUAAAAUAUCAUUACACCAACAUGAAUGUUUAAAAAGCAGGCGUGGUUGUGUUUUUCAUAAGCCAGGUCUAGUAACUAUAUUUUCCCUUCAUUGUUAAUGUGAUGUCAUUGAAAAUAAGGAAAAGGUACUGCUGAGGUGUUGUACAAAAUGUCAGCCAACUGGAGAUAAGCUUUAAUGAUGAACUUAAUAUAUCCGUGUAUGUUGUCAUUAAAAUUCUCUGCAUGUUUACUGAAAUCACACCUGCACAGAAUGAAAUAGUGCUUUGAAGCUGAUUUAUGAAUAUUGUGGCAGUUAAAAUAGUGGUCAACAUCAAGCCUUAGUGACAGAGCAUUAUGUAGACUUGAUGUUUGUAAUUGUGUGAGAGAGCUGCAUUGGGUGAAACUGGCGUUGUGUAUGUAAUGGAUAUUGGGCAAAAGUGCAUGCUACCAGUAUUGUCUCGCUUAAACUUUAGUAUUAAAGCUAGUCGUAAAGUUGUUAAAGACUUUACAAGGCCUGGUUAUAUGCUCAAAUACAUCUAUUUUCGCACAAUAUAUAACUUCAGACCUGUAAUCACCAUGUAAAUAUUAUAGUAUGUUACCAUUUUAUGUAAACAUUAGAAUAUAGUAACAUUCAUAGGCAUUUUUCUCUUAGAUAUAAAUUAAUCAACUGUAAUUUUUUAUCUUGGUGUAUUUUUGACAUAUUUCUGGAACAGUGGUCAAAACUGCCUAAGACAACCUGCAAGCCCUAUACAGUAGUUGGGAUACAGAAGUUGUGUUUUAUCUCGACAUUUCUUAAUUUUUAAGACAUUUUACGUCAUUCAUUGUGGAAUAUAGGCCUACAUGUAAUUUUGUGGGCUUUACUUCAUCAAGCCUGUACUCUGUAACUGGUUCAAAUGCAUACAUAAAUUGCUGCCAUACAUUAUAAAUAUUUUCUCAGAAUUGUUCAGCUUUCAAUUCCAGGAUAAGAGAUUUUUUUCCUGGAUUUCCCACUUUCAGUUCUUCAAGUACAUAUAUAUUUUACCAAAGGUUGAAAAUUUCAGUGUACUUCUUUACUUGACUGGAAUAUUAAACUCUCUGCUGAUGUUUUUACUUUUUAGUCUUCAGUGCCAAAUCACAACUUUAUAAUCCAUGUACCAACAACGAAUUAUUUUAACAAGUCAUGCUUACCAUAUAGAUAUACAUUAUAUAUAUAUAUA
Messenger RNA from Liolophura sinensis, 4077 nucleotides. Its product is annotated as excitatory amino acid transporter-like. Gene Ontology annotation, cellular component: plasma membrane. Gene Ontology annotation, molecular function: L-glutamate transmembrane transporter activity; glutamate:sodium symporter activity; neutral L-amino acid transmembrane transporter activity. NCBI's taxonomy places the organism in Eukaryota, Metazoa, Mollusca, Polyplacophora, Chitonida, Chitonidae. The transcript has 11 exons. Bases 716 to 2446 code for a protein of 576 amino acids. Gene Ontology annotation, biological process: L-glutamate transmembrane transport. The record is from RefSeq and is a predicted model, not a curated record.